Plenodomus lingam JN3 is the source of this 1506-nucleotide messenger RNA. RefSeq lists its product as uncharacterized. NCBI's taxonomy places the organism in Eukaryota, Fungi, Ascomycota, Dothideomycetes, Pleosporales, Leptosphaeriaceae. The record is from RefSeq and is a predicted model, not a curated record. Gene Ontology annotation, molecular function: pyruvate dehydrogenase (acetyl-transferring) kinase activity. Gene Ontology annotation, biological process: regulation of glucose metabolic process; protein phosphorylation. Gene Ontology annotation, cellular component: mitochondrion.
AUGGCGCAAAUACAGCGGCCUCUGAUCAUCCAGUCGCAAGUCAUUCGGCUGUGCUGUCCACGCAUUUCGCGAAGAACGAGCAGCCCGUUGUUCGGACGUGGGACCCAUCGCAAGUUGCACACGAGAACAGUUACCGACAACGACAUAUCGCAUUUGGCGAGUCUCCCGCUACAUCCGCUCACGCUUGCUGAUCUUGUAAAACACGGAAGACCGCCGCUCACAACGCAACAACUCCUCACCUCUGCCAACUUUACGCUCUCGAUUCUUCCCGCACGCCUCGCGCAUCGCAUACAGUCGCUUCGAAACCUCCCCUUUAUCGUCGUGUCGAACCCACACGUCUCGAAAAUCCACUCGAACUACAUACACAGUCUCUCCACAUUGUUACCAUGGGCGGAACAAGAGAUUACGACGCUGGAGGAGGAAAUCAAGUUCACAGAGGUCAUGGCUGAUCUUGUGCAUACACAUUCGAAUACUAUUAGUACUUUGGCCCGGGGCUUCCUCGAGGCACGCAAAUACAUCAGUCCAAAGGAUGUCACGCGCUUCCUUGACGAACAUUUGCGAGCACGAAUAGGCACGAGACUGAUUGCGGAACAACAUCUAUCUCUGCACUUCUCGAGCCAACCGCAUGCCGAAAUCAUGCACGAGCAAGUAGAUUCACAAGGCUACAUUGGCGUGAUCGACACCCGCCUUAAGCCGGCGAGGAUAGUAGACCACUGCGCCAAUGUCGUGGGCGAAAUUUGCGAACUCAAAUACGGCGUCCGACCCACUGUCGUCAUCAACGGCGAACCCGAUUACGAGUUCGCCCAUAUUCCCGUGCAUCUCGAAUAUAUUAUCACCGAGCUGCUCAAAAAUGCCUUUCGCGCAACUGUUGAGUCGGGCAUGGAGCGAGAACCGGUCGAAGUCACCAUUGCGCCCUUGCCCGAACUGCUGCCGGAGAAGACGGGUAGCGAGAGCGCAGAGGAGGCGGGCAACAAGACGAUCAAGAACAGUGAUCAGGGAAACACGGACAUUGCUUCUCAGCACUUCACGGGGAAGAAGACAUCGCAGUCUACAGACUCGGACAUUGCCCCCCUCAAGCACUCGACACCCGGGGUGACGAUUCGAAUUCGCGACCGUGGCGGGGGGAUUUCCCCCGAGAACUAUUCGCACAUUUGGGACUACAGCUUCACCACCUUCAAUGACCAGCAAGCUUCAUCGACGCUCACUGGCGGGAACAACUCUGCAAAUGGCAUGGAUGCGUUGAAUGCGUUCUCAGGCCCAGGAGGGGAGGGAGCGAAUAGCCUGGCGGGGUUGGGAUAUGGAUUACCACUGGGGAGGGCGUACGCAGAGUAUUUUGGGGGAGGGAUUGCGGUGCAGAGCCUGUGGGGUUGGGGGACAGACGUGUAUCUGAGUUUGAGGGGGGUGGGGAGGGUGGACGAGGUUGACCAGUGGCAGAAACAUGGAAAGGGAAAUGGAAAUGGAAGUGAAAGUGAGAGCGGAAGUGGGAAUAGAGAGGGGGGUAAGUAG